Messenger RNA from Aaosphaeria arxii CBS 175.79, 792 nucleotides. RefSeq lists its product as uncharacterized. The record is from RefSeq and is a predicted model, not a curated record. The transcript has 2 exons. The coding region runs from base 1 to 792 and encodes 263 amino acids. NCBI's taxonomy places the organism in Eukaryota, Fungi, Ascomycota, Dothideomycetes, Pleosporales.
AUGCAAUCCGCUAGCUCUAGCAGUCAAAAGCCCAUAGGUACUUCAAAUCCUUCACUCUCUGGGGCGUCUUAUAUAGUAGAUAUAGCUUUUCCACCUAGAUACUUCGAGGUUUGCGUAAACAUUGGCAACUACGCUAUCGAUCACCACGAAAUUGAUAUCUCACGUGUAAAUUCGGACAGCGAGCUGUUCGAGUUGAUUUGGGAUAAGUACAAAGUGAGCCGCGGCAUUAGACUGCGGCGACUCUUCCUUCGGCCCCGGGACGUCCAUUUUGUUAUGUUUUCUGUCAGCCGGGAUACACAGUAUGGGGCCGGAAUUCACAAGAAGCCUGAUGAGUUUCCACCUCAACAAGAGCUUGAUAAGAAGCGUUACGACUAUCUGUGUCCUAUAACCAGAAUGCCGGCCAACGUCUUUCUUCAUUAUUUACACCGAGCGAGAUGGAACGUAUGGGGAGAGCAUACCCAGAACACUUGGCUUCGGCGUCUGCCUAAGAAGCUGAAUGAGAGUGUACUAGCUGAGGUGUCGCAGGAUCUCGCAACUAAUCAGCAGAAUGGCCAGGAGGCAACAAUGGACUCAGACCUUUCAUUCGGGUGGGGAAUCCACAUUCUCGAUGGACCCAAUCAUGCUGUGCUCGGUUUUUUACUAGCUAUCGGAGUCGCCGUUGCGUUUGUCGUUUCUGGGAUGGUCGUGGGGCUUGCGAAAACGCAAGAGCAAGGCUUCGGGGUUGGAAGUUUCCUUCUUGCAAUCUUUGUCUGCGUAACGGCUGCUUUGUAUCACAAACUUCAAGACCAGUGA